Ilex paraguariensis (yerba mate) is the source of this 2139-nucleotide messenger RNA. NCBI's taxonomy places the organism in Eukaryota, Viridiplantae, Streptophyta, Magnoliopsida, Aquifoliales, Aquifoliaceae. The record is from the annotation of a GenBank genome assembly.
GCUUCAACUGCGCCUUCUUUCCCCAGUUUGUUCGGAUCUUCUUCAUCGAGUUCAAGUUCCUCUUCUACAUUUUCGGCUGCUUCAACUGCGCCUUCUUUCCCAAAUUUGUUCGGGUCUUCUUCAUCGAGUUCAAGUUCCUCUGCGCCAUUUUCGGCUGCUUCAACCCCUGCAUUUCCCUUCUCCACCACUUCAAGCUCAAGUUCGGCUUCCUCAGCUCCCGCAUAUUCAUUCUCCAGUGGUUCAAGCUCGAUUUCGGCUUCUUCUUCAGCAGCACCAUUUUCGUUCAACACCAGUUCUAGCUUGAGUUCCGCCUCGUCUUCGCCAUUUGCCACAUCCCCUGCGUCAGCGUUUUCGCUUUCAAAGGGGACGGCAAGUUCUGCUUCAACAACUGUCUCUUCUGCAAUGCCGUCUUUGACAUCAUUUUCAUCGAGCUCAUCGAGUUUUUCCUUCGGGACUCCAACCGCUUCUGGGUUUCAAUCUUCUCUGGGGUUUGGAAAUGUAUCUUCUAGUACAACUAGUUCUGCCGCCGCUCCUGCUGUUUCUAGUAUGCCGGCUGCGAAGCCCGCUUCUGUAGGUUUUGGCACUGCUUCUUCGACUCUAUUUUCAACUGUCGCGACCACUGGUGCUUCAACUCCUGCCACUAUUACUUCAUCCUCUGCUGCUUCUACUACUAGUUUGGUUUCGACUAUGGGCUUCCCUGCUUUUGGUGCGAGUUCUUCAUCGACUACAGCUUCAACAGCUGCAGCAACUGGUGCAGCCGCAUCAACAGCUAGUACUGUUUUUUUUACUGGGUUUGGUGCCACCGGUGCAGCCGGUUCCUCGGGCACCACCAGUUCUUUAACAGGGUUUUCACUGUCCACCAAACCAACGGGUGCUGCCUCAUCAUCUCAACCACAGUCAACAGCUGCUUCGCACCUGUUUGGUGUCCCAGCUUCAACUUCUGCAGCUACAGCUGCAACAAUACCAAGUUCCAGUUCGACUGCUGCUCAGACAUCAUCAUCCCUUGUUGUAGCAUCCAGUAGUGGGACCACUUCAACUGUUAGCACAGCUGUGGCCUCUGCACCAAAUUUACCAUCUGAAAUUACUGGGAAAACUGUAGAAGAGAUCAUCAAGGAGUGGAAUACUGAGCUACAAGAGCGCACUGGGAAAUUUCGAAAGCAGGCUAAUGCCAUAGCUGAGUGGGACAGGAGGAUCUUGCAGAAUCGUAAUGUACUUCUUAAGCUUGAGACUGAAGUUGCGAAAGUGGUUGAGACCCAAGCUAACUUGGAGCGACAACUGGAGCUAAUUGAGACUCAUCAACAAGAGGUUGAUAAGGCUUUGCAAAGUAUGGAAGAAGAAGCUGAGCAGAUAUACAAAAAAGAGCGUGGAUUACUUCUUGAUGACGAAGCUGCAUCUACAAGAGAUGCAAUGUAUGAGCAGGCCGAAUUAAUAGAGAGAGAACUGGAACAUAUGACAGAGCAGAUCAAAUCAAUUAUUGAGACUCUUAAUGCUAACCAAGGUGGAGAACUUGAGGCAACUGAUGGAAUGACUCCACUGGAUGUUGUUGUGCGGAUCUUAAACAAUCAACUAAGUUCACUGAUGUGGAUUGAUGAAAAGGCUGAAGAAUUCUCUUCACGUAUUCAGAAGCUUGCAAGCCAAGGUUCUGACUCGGAUCGUGAAUUGAUGGGCACAAAGUUCUGGUUCAGUCGAUGACAUUAUGCACACAAACUUUUUCGAAGUUUUAUUCCUACUGACAAGACAAGUAAGGAGUAGACUUGGCAACGCUCGCUAUUGAGGCAAAAGAAAGGAGCAAGACACGGCCAAAAAGUUGGAGAUUCGUGCGUUGCGUAGGAACAAGCAUAGGCUUGUAGUGCUUCCUUCACCCAAUAAGAAGUGUCUUUCUUGGCGAAGCGAUGUGGCCGGAGGGAUUAUAAGAGAGGAAAGUAAAGUUUAAGAUUCGUAACUCGAAAUGAAUUUACUCUUGCGAUCCCCGGAAUGGAGCUUCUUUUAUUUCUCUUGCUUUUGUCCCAUCUUUGUUAGGCGAAUGGUAGGCUGGACUAAGUACCUUGAGUGUGUUUGAUUCUGAGUAUUAAAAGGUGAAUUUGAACUCAAUUGGUCUGAUGGAAACUUUAAAUGUGUUUGGAGCAUGAAAUGAAUUGG